UCAGGUGGCGCAGAGCUGGGAUCUCGAAUACAUCGUAUCGAGUCUCAGGCUGAGCAGCCACAUGAACAACGGUUGGCCUGUUGUUCAUAUAGGGGUGGGAUAUUAAAAAGCCGCAUAGGGACUCUCUCAUAACUAAUGCAAUCACGACCUCUGCUGGCUGAUCGAUGGCGCCUGCGCAGAGAUGAGAAAAGAGUGCUCUCAGGGUGUGUCUCUCCAUAGACGGUGCUGAUCCGUGUUGCACUCGUCAAAGUGUAGGUGAGAAAAUGCAUACGGCUGCUGCCCACGUGUCGGAGGGGGUGUGGGCUAGCUUCGUUCUCCUCAAUCAGAGCCGGGGUCGGCAUUGGUGGAGGAAGCAUGACGCAAUCGGGCAAUUGGAUGCGCUAAAAGGGAGAAAAAGGGGGAGAAAAAUGUAUAAACAACCACAAAAAAACAAGAAAAAAUAAAACUUAGCUUAUUAUAUCAUUAUAAUUUUAUAUAAGACACUAAGAUACUAAAGCCUUUUGCUGAGGAGCUUGGUGGCGGGCCUCAGUUACGGAAUCAUGUCCUUCUGUCUUGCUAAAUAGGGCCAUUGGAGGGGCCAUUGAGGUGCAAAUGAUUGACGUAUCAGUUCCUCUUAACUGACAGAUUUGUCAACUCCUGUGUUGGGAAACUUGUGUUUGAUGCCUGGCUCAGUCUGACUUAGUUUUCUGCUGUCCAGCACACCUUCCUUCUGGGAACUAAGCUGACAUCACAAGGGAACCGCACUAGACGAACCAGCUGCCCCAGAGCCAAAGUAAGGGCCUAUUUCCAAAGCAGGUACAACAUUGGGUCCCAUGCUGGUUGUAAGCGGUGCCAGUUGGUGAGGCCUGAUGGAGCUGGGAACACAUCGAAAGCCAAACGGAGCAGAUCUCAAUCUACGCCCGUCCCGCAGCAGGGAAUCCUGAAGCCCGGGUGGCGCAGAACGUCCCCCUUCCCUCCUUUGACUGCAACCCCACGUCCUGUCUCGUCCACCUACCCCAAGAUGAUCGGCAAACUGAAACAAAACCUGCUGGUGGCCUGCCUGGUCAUCAGCUCCGUCACGGUCUUCUACCUGUGUCGACAUGCCAUGGAGUGCCACCAGCGCAUCGAGGAGCGGGGCCAGCCGCUGCUGGGCAGCCUGCACGCCACGCUUCGCUCCGGACAAAACCUCAGCGCCCCUUACGUUUACAACAAGGACAUGCCCCUGAUCUUUAUCGGCGGCGUUCCGCGUAGCGGGACGACGCUCAUGAGGGCCAUGCUCGACGCCCACCCGGACGUGCGCUGCGGCGAGGAGACGCGCGUCAUCCCGCGCAUCCUCGCCAUGAAGCAGAUGUGGAGCCGGUCCGGUCGCGAGAAGAUGCGCCUGGACGAGGCGGGUGUUACGGACGAGGUGUUGGACUCCGCCAUGCAGGCUUUUCUGCUGGAGAUCAUCGUUAAACACGGCGAACCGGCUACCUACCUGUGCAACAAGGACCCGUUCGCACUUAAAUCCCUCUCGUACUUGGCGAAGAUCUUCCCGCAGGCCAAGUUCAUCCUCAUGAUUCGCGACGGCAGGGCUUCCGUCCACUCUAUGAUCUCUAGAAAGGUCACCAUCGCCGGGUUUGACUUGAACAGUUACCGGGACUGCUUAACGAAAUGGAAUCGGGCUAUAGAGACCAUGUACACGCAGUGCCUGGAGGCGGCCGACAAGUGCCUACCGGUGCACUAUGAGCAGCUGGUCCUGCACCCGGAGAAGUGGAUGCAGACGCUCCUGAAGUUUCUGAAGGUUCCCUGGAAUGAGGCCGUCCUGCAUCACGAGGAGCUAAUUGGGAAGGCAGGGGGAGUGUCGCUAUCCAAGGUGGAGCGCUCGACAGACCAAGUGAUCAAGCCGGUCAACGUCGAGGCCUUGUCCAAGUGGGUGGGUAAGAUCCCCGUGGACGUGAUGAGGGACAUGCCCGCCAUCGCGCCCAUGCUUGCCAGACUGGGAUACGACCCCAACGCCAACCCGCCCAACUACGGCCGGCCUGAUCCUCGCGUCCUGGACAACACUAGAAGGGUGUUUAAAGGUGAAUUUCAGCUACCUGACUUUCUUAAAGAGCAAACACAGCUACAGAAGUCUUCAGAGAAACCAAACCCAAGUUAAGAAGAGAGGAAAAGGAGGGAACACAUCUGUAGAAGGUGAAGCAGAAACAAAUCAAGCGGGACCAUGGUGGACCCAUAUAACCCCGCUGGGACCUCCAUACUUCCUCAGACAUUCACAAGAAAAGACUCUGACCCCGUCUACAAACACGCGUCAUUCUCUCAAAGGUCGAUGAGCCGGAACCACUAUACGGAGAACUUUUGGCCUUCAGUGUUUUACCGUCACAAUUGUGGCCUAUGAAUGUUUUUUUUUGUUUUGUUUCAUUCUUGAAAUUUUAAUUCCAUUUUUUUUUUUGGUCACGUAACACCUACCAGACUUUUUCCUAGCGACAUAAAUCUGUGAUUCUGUUAUAAGAAAAUACAGUGUCUAGCACAGGAAGUAUUCAAGGAACGUUAGCUUUUAAAGAUGCAUUAUGUAUUUUGAUGUUGUUGAUUUGAUUUUGUUUUAUUUUCAUGCCUUUGUAUUGUGCAAUUCCUUGGGCGUCGGUGUACGAGAUCUCGUAGCUCGGUGGUCCGAAGCCGGGACUGCGUUUUGUACCAUCGUGAACAGGAGUGGAAUUUUGUACACAGAACUGUAAUAAAAGGAUUGUCAGUGUUGAAGGCAGGAGAAUGUGCUUGCGAUUUUUCCAUUGGUGGAAAAAUGGUAUGCCGAGACAUUAUGUUUGCGUCGUCUUUUUUGUACCAAUGUGUUAAACAUCAUCACCAGGUCUGUCUUUUUUUGGGUGAAAUAAACAGUUAAGCACUGUA
This is a messenger RNA of Trichomycterus rosablanca, 2862 nucleotides long. It is a transcript of the gene tpst1, whose product is annotated as tyrosylprotein sulfotransferase 1. Lineage: Eukaryota; Metazoa; Chordata; Actinopteri; Siluriformes; Trichomycteridae. Gene Ontology annotation, biological process: peptidyl-tyrosine sulfation. The transcript has 6 exons. Gene Ontology annotation, cellular component: Golgi apparatus. The coding region runs from base 1001 to 2119 and encodes 372 amino acids. The record is from RefSeq and is a predicted model, not a curated record. Gene Ontology annotation, molecular function: protein-tyrosine sulfotransferase activity.